AGAGAGAUGCGUGUAUGGUCGCGUCUGAGCCAUGCCAACUUGGUUCCACUACUGGGCUACGUGAAUGGUGUUCAUGGCCCUGGUUUUGUCUCUCCUUGGUAUUCAGAGAGGGACGCAAUCAGCUUCCUCAAAAACCAUCCCAGUGCUAACAGAAGCAUGAUUGUGCGUUGCGCUGAAGUAGCAUCAGGAUUGGAAUAUCUCCAUUCGCAACUUCCCCCAAUCGUACAUGGUGAUAUCAAGGGGGCGAUUAUUCAGCAAAAUAUUCUGAUCGCCUCCGACGGACGUGCCUGUAUCUGUGAUUUUGGCCUCUCGAGGAUCUUGGACAAUAAUCCCACAGGGUUCACAUUCACGACUGUUGGAAUGAGCCUUCGCUUCUCAGCUCCUGAAUUACUGGAUCGUGAGGACAAGACAAUGGAAGCUGACAUUUACGCUUACGGGUGCACUUGCAUUGAGAUCUUACUAGACAAAAGACCGUAUGAAACCAUCCGCAGCGACAAGGCCCUCUUAGCUGCAAUUGUGAGCGGCACGCCGCCUAUUGCUCCUGAACAGCUGGAAGGGUGUAAGUCACUCCUUCCGCUUCACAUUUUAAAACAAUGUUGGAAUGUGGAGCCAUUGGAUCGACCACAAGCUAAGCAAUUGACUGAAGUCUUUCGAGGUGCUAUUGUGAGCCAUGCGGACUAA
Cantharellus anzutake is the source of this 681-nucleotide messenger RNA. Its product is annotated as kinase-like domain-containing protein. Gene Ontology annotation, molecular function: ATP binding; protein kinase activity. NCBI's taxonomy places the organism in Eukaryota, Fungi, Basidiomycota, Agaricomycetes, Cantharellales, Hydnaceae. The record is from RefSeq and is a predicted model, not a curated record. Gene Ontology annotation, biological process: protein phosphorylation. The annotation marks the transcript as partial. The transcript has 4 exons.